CGAACUCAAUGGGCCUUCAGUCUGAUCCCGUGAGAGCUCCUCUUGUGCUCUCCAUAGUGACAAGAAUGGAUAAUUGUUGCCUCUGCUUUAUAUAUGGUACAUUAUAAAAUGAAUUUAUAUUUAAAAAAAACUACACCAAAAGAAGACACAAAAAAUCUCAAUGACAAGAGCAGCAGCUAAGCUGCUCCUCCUCCUCCGUUUCAGUCUCACUGACAGCUUAGCUCUGAGCUGGGAAGAGGUGAGUCAGACAAGAGCUGCAGUCCAAGCAAGAGAGGCAGAAGCUCCGUGCUGCUGCUCAGGCAGUGAACUUUCACAACUGUCCCUGACUAGAGGGUCCUUUCCUACAGGUGUUCACAAGUACUGACACUGGUAUGAAGAAAAUGUAGAAAGAAUGAAAUGACAGACGAUUAAAAUUAUGCCUGCCUUGCUGGGGCUUCCGUGGUCACUCUUUGCAGAAGAUGGAUAACUUUUCCGAGGACAUCGCAGACAACAAUAAUACUCUGAAUUGCACCAUUGAUCACACCAUACACCAGACAUUAUCACCUGUGAUAUAUGUCCUUGUCUUUGUGGUAGGACUCCCAGCCAACUGUCUCUCGUUGUACUAUGCCUACUUGCAGGUGAAGGUCAAGAAUGAGUUGGGGAUCUACCUUUGCAAUUUGACCAUAGCGGAUCUGCUUUACAUCUUCUCCCUGCCCUUUUGGCUCCAGUAUGUUUUGCAGCAUGACAACUGGACCUACGAUGAACUCUUAUGCAAAAUUUGUGGCAUUGUCUUGUAUGAAAAUAUUUACAUCAGCGUUGCCUUCCUCUGCUGCAUCUCAAUUGACCGUUACCUGGCUGUGGUGCAUCCUUUUCGCUUCCAUCAGUUUCGGACAAUGAAGGCUGCCGUGGUGGUGAGCAUUGCCAUCUGGACCAAGGAAAUUCUGACCUCCUGCCUUCUUUUUACGCACGGUGAAGUGACUAAAGACUCGGAGAGCCAUGUGGUGUGCUUUGAGCAUUAUCCCAUCAAAACGUGGGAACACAACAUCAAUUAUUACCGUUUCACGGCUGGUUUCCUAUUUCCCUUUUGUCUGCUCAUUUUCUCUUACUAUGGCAUUCUGCGAGUUGUCCGCAAGAGCCAUGGCACUCAGAAGAAGAAGAAGAUUCAAAUUAUACGUCUGGUGUCGAGCACAAUUAUCAUUUUCUUGGUGUGCUUCGGACCAUAUCAUGUUCUAUUGCUGAUACGCAGCAUCUUUGAAAACAGCUGUGAAUUUGCUGCCAGCAUCUUUAACUUGUACCACAUUACACUUUUGUUGACUACUUUUAAUUGUGUUGCAGACCCAAUAUUGUACUGCUUUUCAAGUGAGAGUACCUAUCAGUAUUUUGCAAAAUUAGGAGACACUUGUUUAAAGUGCCUACGAUGUAUACAGACAGAAAGCAAGGAAUCCUACGCAAUGAGUAUUCCAGAAACUGUAAAAAAAAUCCGGGAGCAGGCUGAGCUGGACCCAGAGUUGUUAACUAAGUUACAUGCUCGUGAAGUGGAAGAAACAUCUAUCAGCACUUUACCAAAGGAAGGAGUGAUCUAACGUCUCUGUACAUUUGCUCACUUCCCUUUUUGGAGUAUAGAUGUAUAGGAAUUAUUAUAUCUUGCAAAGAGGGACAAUAGUUCAAAAAGGCAAUCAACUGCACUAUGCUGAUAUUCUUUUUUUUUGUAACAUAGUUUUCAUUCAUUUUCAGCUUUAAUAUGUUUUGGUUGCAUUGAGAUAUACCUUUGUUAACAUCAGAGCAUAUGAUAUGCAACAAUUUCAUAAAAUUAAAACAAUAAACACUCAGAUAAGCAUUUCUGAAUAUAUUAACAAAGUUGUGUCUAAGGGUAUAUACCAAAAUUAUUACAAUUAUUACAGAUAUGAUAUGAUUUAUAGUAUCAUGUAUUGCUUAGAUUGAUGACCACAAGUUAAAGGUAUUUUGUAUCAAUAACAAUUAAAAUUUAUAGGAUA
Podarcis raffonei (Aeolian wall lizard) is the source of this 1973-nucleotide messenger RNA. It is a transcript of the gene GPR68, whose product is annotated as G protein-coupled receptor 68. The transcript is spliced from 2 exons. Gene Ontology annotation, cellular component: membrane. Gene Ontology annotation, biological process: G protein-coupled receptor signaling pathway; cellular response to pH. Lineage: Eukaryota; Metazoa; Chordata; Lepidosauria; Squamata; Lacertidae. Bases 459 to 1562 code for a protein of 367 amino acids. The record is from RefSeq and is a predicted model, not a curated record. Gene Ontology annotation, molecular function: G protein-coupled receptor activity.